UAACUGCCGUGCUUUCAUCGUGAUUGGCGGGCCAGGAGCUUUGGUGUGUCUCCAUCUAGAACAAGUGCACACACAGUACAGGCAGCAUUGGAUACAUUUCACCGUCAUAUGAGCACUUACACGCUCUCGCGCUAGUCCUAGCUCUAGUGUUUUUCUCUGCCUGCCCGGCGUGUGUUCCGGGAUAGGAUUUCUACAACCACCGUCCACUUGUGAUUACUCAGCGGGGCUGACAGCUCGUUUCGUCCCGUGGACCCGCCGCUCCCAAGCCAGUCUGCAAUCCAUGAUAUCGAACCCAUCUCUUCGAACAGGGCUUCAUACCGGCGCCUAGCGCCCAGUCACACCGGUCAGUGCAGUGGUUGGUUGCUGCAGGUUGCUUGCGGGAAUUUAUGAUGAGAUCUGUAGUCUUACCCGAAGUCUGACUUGGCGAUUUGAGACUUGUUGUGGAGUGAAAAGAUCUUGGAAAAGGAUUUUGGAGAAAGAAUUCGGAAGAGGAAUUCGCUAAUGAUGUUCCCUCAAGCUAGCCUGGUUGAUCGACUGGCUAUCUUUAUUCCCCUAGUACUGCUGUGGUUGUCAUCAUUCCGGGCCCAAGCCCAGGCUAUCGCAAAAUGCUGGGUGUUCUCGCCUGUUGUGGAUGAAGCUUCGGUACGUGCGGAGGUAUCCACAGUGAGUACGGUAGAGCCGGGUACCAGUCGGCAGCUAUGGAGUGUGUCAUCCAGAGUCACGUGGGACAGACCACAAACACUUGGUUCAGACGGAGCUUACGCAGUCAGCGUGCUUCGGAUGCCGUCAUUCCAGGCACCUCAAUUUUGUACCAUGGAAGAAAAUGAAGUCCUUGUGCACACAGAGGAGCAUACCUUUACCGGCUUGGACUUUGGUUUUCUAUACGAAUUCACGGUAUUCGUUUUAAAUGGUACCAGUAUGGCCAAGUCGCUGGUGGGGGUCUCCAAAGGAUUUGGCACUCCAGACUGUUUUCAGGCCACAGCGGAUCGGGAAUUCUGCAGGGGUGCCGUUGUUCAGUCUGCUGGAGCCCCCAUCGAGCCUCGUCUUGAAUCUCAAUGUCAGCAGGAGAAUAGCGCCCUCAUCACAGCCCGUUUGUCUUGGGAACCGCCCAUCCAGCUGAAUGGACACAUCACAGCCUAUAAGCUGCAAUACUCCGAGCCUGACGCCCCGCCUGGUACCCUGCCUGAGGUGGUUACCGCAAUGCCUGAGUCUACCACACCUGAGGGAAGAGUGACUACCGAUCUGCGGAACAUGACGCUUGGGUCAUCUUACACAGUGCUGAUUUCAGCUUUUGUCAUUGAUCCCGAGGAUGGCAGCUUCAAGGAGGGCUUGCAAGUCGAAUUGAAAUUCCGAAUCACACGCACUACUACCAAUGUUCCAAUCUGUCCCAAGCCAGUCCCGACCACGCCCCCUCCACCCACAGCCCCACCCAUGAUUACCACCCCGCCUCCCAAGCGACGGCCCAAUGCGAGCGCCCAGCAACCAACCCCUGCUGAAAAGCCUCAGAAACCCGGCAACGGUGGCACGCACCGCCCAGGCCACACCCCGACCCGCCCUUCCCACGAGCAUCACCAGCCGACAACUGUUUCCACCACUAAGGGUGAUGUGAAGGAGAAACCAGUACCAACUUCUAAGAAGGCGGGCAUAGCAAUAGCCGCUUGCUUGGUGUCUCUAGGAAUCAUCUGUGCUGUGGUCAUGAUCGUCUUGCAUGUCGUAAAGGGUAAAAUGUCUAAGAAACCUAGACCGGACACCAAAGGAGCACAAAAAGGGAAGAAAACAACCACAUCCCCUGCCUAACAAACAGUGAAACCCGGUGUAAUUAUUGGCGGGAAAUUUGUAAUCAUUUUGUAUCUACAACGAGUAUUUAGACCCGUACAUAUGGAGUAUCGUAGCCAAUUUCAAGAUCAAGAAUGAUAUUGUUCAUAAUUUUCAAUAAAAUGACAAAAUUCACUUACCAUCAAUCCUUUAAGAACACCAGUUUGUCCCGUUCCUCUCGUAAAACGUUUGUCAAUGAUUGUAACCUACCGUUGCGGUCCUGAAAUACAGAACGCAAGCAGAACUAUUCAUAUAUGAAAUUAUGUUGGCCCUGAACUUGAAAGAAGGACAUGUUAUAUGAAAACCAUACAAAUGGCCAAAUCACGAGAAAUCCGGGCAUGCGAUAAUUAUUUCACCAUACCGUACGUGUGGAGCCUAUAGGCCUUUAAUUAUAUCAUCAUUAUCUUUACUUGUAAUUAGGCUCAAAUUCAUACAAAGCCUGUUACAUAGUUUGCAUACUGGUUUUCAAAAUCAAUUCCAACAUUGUGGAAAAAAAUAUGCCAGUUGGGCUAAAAUGGCAACUAUCGGUUAAAUUAACUAAACUGAUUUCUCCACAAUGCGUUUCCAAGUGUGGAGGUUCCACGUUUUCUAUUGUUUAUGUUACACGCAUUUAUCUUGUCCAUAAAGUCGGCGAUUUACGGUUUUUGAAAUCUACUUAAUCGUUGCAGUUGAGGCUGCCAAUCUAUAUUCAUCUCUUAACCUUUGAACUAUUUGCCAAUUAUUCGCAAUCACACCUUCUUGAAUUUCCCCGCCAGUGGUAGUUUGGACACAUAUGGAGGACAGGCUGUGGUGUAAUAAUUAUCGGCGACUCGUGGAAAAACAAGAGACAAAUUUACGGUUGUUAUUUCAGGCGCGCGUACAAUAAUUAUUCAUCUUGAGUAGACAGUGGAAAUUGUAUCGGCGUCGUAUUUUGCAUAUUUUGAUUACUUGUGUUCAAAGAUUUCAGUGUACAUGUAUUAAAGUUUUACAUUAAUGUACAUUAAUGUGACGUGUUGAGGAAAAACGAACAAGUUAUUUUAUCUAUUGUAACACUUUUGUGGGUGAAAUGAAUGAAUUUGGUAUCACUGUGACGUCAAAUAAUUAUUAUGCAACAUGUUCACGGUAACGAAUUGUUUGUAAAUAUUAACAACACUAUUGGCACUUUAUUAGUGAAUAGGCCUACAAGUUAUAUUUGUAAAUGUAUUAAGUGGUUCGCAAAAGGUUUUAAGUGUAGGUUUAUAGAGAAGUAAUUUGUAAAUAAUUCAUGUCAAUAGAUGUCUUUUAUAGAAUCAGAUGAAUAACAUUGUGAUGUGUUGGAAUAUUAAACUGUAUCCAGUGAUAAAAUA
This is a messenger RNA of Patiria miniata (bat star), 3140 nucleotides long. RefSeq lists its product as uncharacterized. The transcript has 12 exons. The record is from RefSeq and is a predicted model, not a curated record. Gene Ontology annotation, molecular function: protein binding. Lineage: Eukaryota; Metazoa; Echinodermata; Asteroidea; Valvatida; Asterinidae. The coding region runs from base 502 to 1797 and encodes 431 amino acids.